GUAAUGUGUGACAUGACAUGUUUCCUUUGCAUACUGUAGUUGUAGUGUUACGUGGCUCCUCAUGUGAACUGUGAAGUUUAAAGUUUCGGUUCAGUUCCAAGCUAUUUAUAGCAUUUGCAUUGCAGUGACAAUCUUUAUCUAACAACAAAAGAUAAAAGAUAGAACAAGAAAGAAUUAUAAUGAGUGUUGCAGCUUCAAAAUCUGUAACAGAAUCAGCAACACCUGAAGCUAAAGUUUCAGGCAUUUUCAUAUAUCCUGUUAAGUCAUGCCGUGGAAUUUCUCUUUCUCAAGCUCCACUCACUCCUUCUGGAUUUAGGUGGGAUAGACAAUGGAUGGUUGUGAAUUCAAAAGGGAGAGCAUGUACUCAAAGAGUUGAACCAAAGCUUGCUUUGGUUGAGGUUGAAUUCCCACCUGAGGCUUUUGAUGAACACUGGGAACCUACCACUGAUUCCUUUAUGGUGCUGAAAGCACCAGGGAUGGAACCUCUCAAAGUUUGUUUGAACAAACAGUAUGAAGUAGCAGAUGAUAUUACAGUGUGGGAAUGGACUGGCUCUGCUUGGGACGAAGGAGCCGAAGCAUCACAGUGGUUCUCGGAUUAUUUAGGAAAUCCUACUAAACUGGUCCGCUUCAAUACUGCUUCAGAAGUUAGAAAAGUAGACCCUGAUUAUGUCGAGGGACAGUACCAAACCUUUUUCAGCGAUGGUUAUCCGUUCUUAAUCGCAUCUCAGGAAUCAUUGGAUGCACUAAACGAGCUUCUAGAGGAACCGAUACUUAUGAAUCGUUUCAGACCCAAUAUCCUUGUUGAAGGUUGUGAACCGUACUCUGAAGAUCUAUGGAGAGAUUUCAAGAUAAGCAGCUUCUCAUUUCAGGGUGCCAAGCUGUGUUACCGUUGUAAGAUUCCAACAAUCAAUCAAGAGACAGCAAAAGUUGGACCUGAACCAAAUGAAACUCUCAUGAAAUAUAGGUCUGGCCAAAUCAUAAGACCAAAUGAUAAAAACAAAAAGAGGGUCUACUUUGGUCAUGAUAUAGUGUGGAACUGGAUGGAAUCUUCUGCUAAGGAGGAUGGAAAAGUCCUUAAAUUGGGAGAUCCUGUUUAUGUUAUAAAAAAAUUCUCUUCUCCAGCAGAAGCAGCUGCUUAAAAGGCUAUAAUGACUUAAACUUUUAUCAAAAAUUAGUACCAGUGGCUAUAUUGAAAUUAAGUGAUUAUUACAUGGUUGCUGAACUUUGCUUUGAGCUGUUGCAACUUGUAGAUUGUAAUGCAUCUAUUAUGCCUUGUAUCCAAAUAAUCACAUGAAAAUAAGGAUUGUGCAAAAACUAAAAAAUA
Molecule: messenger RNA, 1324 nt
Organism: Medicago truncatula (barrel medic)
Lineage: Eukaryota; Viridiplantae; Streptophyta; Magnoliopsida; Fabales; Fabaceae
Product: mitochondrial amidoxime reducing component 2
Exons: 8
Coding region: 180-1139 (319 amino acids)
Molecular function (GO): molybdenum ion binding; catalytic activity; pyridoxal phosphate binding
Source: RefSeq, a predicted model, not a curated record